UACAAUCUCUUUCCUUUUGCAAGAUGGCGCGUGGUGGAGCCAGUAAGCGCGAUGCCGGCGAUUCGGGGUUCCUCGGGUUCCGGUCCGGUUCGGCGGACCCCGGGGCCGCGAGGCGGCGACGACGCGGGCCACGGAACAAGAAGCGGGGCUGGCGGCGUCUCGCGGAGGAGCCGCUGGGGCAGGAGGUGGACACGUUUCUGGAAGACGUGCGGCUGCAGGAGCGCGCGGCCGGGGGCCUGAUCUCAGACACUCCGGAUGAACACCUCUUCUUUGUGGACACGGGGAACCAAGAGAAGGACUUGAAGAUAAAUCAGCUCCUGAAGAAGCCUUUUUGGAUUGAUCGGGUUUUAGAAUCACGUUCCAAAGUACCUUCCCCAAAGAACAUCCUUGCCCACCAGAUCCCCAAUGGGAAGAAGCUGAAACGCAAGCAGCGCUUGUGGGAGCACUUGGCCCAGCAGGGAAAGCUGCCCCGGGAGGUGCGGAAGGCCCAGGCCCGACUACGUCAGCCCCCAGAGCCAAAGACCAAGCCUUCUGACCCAGAGGAAACGGCUGGCCGACCAUUCUAUGACCUCUGGGCCAAGGACAAUCCUCUGGACCACCCCUUGGUUGGCCAGGACACCUUCUUCUUGGAGCAGACGAAGAGGAAGGGAGUAAAGCGACCUCAGCGCCUACAGACCAAGCCCUCUCAGGCCCCGGCUGUGGAAGUGAUAUCUUCUGGAGGCUCUUACAACCCCUCGUUCCAGGCCCACCAGGCCCUGCUCCUGGAAGCCCAUGAAGUGGAGCUGCAGAGGCAGAAGGUGGAAGAGAAACUCAGUCGUCAGCUGGCCUUCCCCACUGUGGAUGAGGCCCCCACCAAGGAGUCUGCGUUCAAGGAGCUGUGUGAAGGGCUCCUGGAGGAGUCGGACGGGGAAGCUCCUGCAGAGCCGGAAGGAGAGGAGGAUGCAGGUUUCCAGGCACACAGACCCCCAGGCCCAGAGAAGAAGACAGAGCAGCAGAGGAGGCGGGAGAAGGAGGCCCAGAAGCUGAGAGCCCAGCAGGCGGCAGAGCGGGCGGCAAGGACGAGGCGCCAGGAGGUGUUCCAGCUCCGUGGCAUCAGGAUGCAGGUGGCCCAGCGGCUGGCGGAGCUGGCCCGGCGGCGAGAGAGACGGAGGUUGAAGCGGCUGGCGGAGGACGCGAAACCCCGACGGCUGGGUCGUCUUAAAUAUCAGGCUCCGGACAUUGAUGUGCAGCUCAGCACUGAACUGGCCGAUUCCUUGAGGAAGCUAAAGCCUGAGGGUAGCAUUCUUCGGGACCGAUUUAAGAGCUUCCAGAGAAGGAACAUGAUAGAGCCUAGGGAAAGAGCCAGGUUCAAGCGGAAAUACAAGGUCAAGCUGGUGGAGAAGCGGUCCUUCCGGGAGUUCCAGUUGUAGCAGCCCUUCUGGACACCUGCUCUGCCUGACCUCUGAUGCUCCAUUAAAAGUCCUUUGGCCUGGCCUCUUCAUGCUCCAAGUCUCAGUCCAUCCUUGGGUCUGUCUUAUCUUGCUUGUGGUUCCUGAGAACCUCUGCAGAGAGGUUUUGUUCCCCCAGGGAACUGCCGGUCCUUCACGCAGAAGCCUUGUCUCCUGAGGGUCAUGCUCAGCCGAGAGUCUGCCAAAUUCUAAUAAGGUCAUUAAAAAUCACAGUGAGCGUGUAGAAAAGACAGUGGUGUUUGGGGUAAUUACCCAGGGAGGCUUUGUCAGGCAGCGGGCGAGCAGCAGGCUGGAUGUAGGCAGGCCGCCUCAGUUUUAGCACGUGUUUGCUCUUGGGUGGCUGGAUGAGCGGAGUCUGCUCAGGUAGAUUCCCAGCUGGUAGAAGACUGGGAGUCCCGGGGUCUGGGGGCAUCGGAGGAGACAUUCCAUGCCGUCCCUCUCCACCUUGGGCGGGAAGCCCUUUAAGGUCCUCCCAGCUGCCUUGGCUUCCCCUUGAAGACCACUUUGCAUCUGCUCUGGAUGGAUCUUUUAUGUGCUCUAAUGCUGGGGAGGGACCACUUUUUUUCCCCUGAUAUCUCCACCAUUCAUACAGCCCACGCCACCAAUCCCCUGCUUAAUAAGUAUUUCUGAGGUUGGUGAUAGCCCUGAUACAGGCCAGAGCACGAACCCCAGAUGUAGCCCACAGGUGCCGCUGAGCCCUUGUGGUCUUGCCUCGAAGGUCGUGCGCACAUUAGUCAGGGGCCACUGUGGAGUUGAGGGCUCCGUGUCACACCCACCUCCUUGCCACUCCUUUAGGAUUUUGUUGAGUGCCUUCUGAGUCCCCAGAACGUAUAUUGAGGGUGCAGGUAGAUUUGGCAACUUAAAAGAAUUUCCAGAGCUCAUGUAAGACAGCUUUUGUGAGGAACCUGUAGGCAACACCAGGAGAAAGAGACUUCCCCAGUCAACUUUUAUUGGCUGGGUAUUUAUCUGGGCAGAUAGCUCAUCACUCCCUGCUGUGCCCUCCAAAGAGCUGGAGCCUCCCUUGGCAGGGAGAGGCAUUUCAGUCACUGCACCCCAGCAGACAGCAGCCCGGAGGGGAGGAGAGACACUGCCUGGCAGACUAGAUGCUUGGCAGAUAACUUCUUGAGACAUCUCUAGAGGGCACCGAUGGUGCUGAGGUACCAGGUGAGAGUUCACCUGACCAUGUGUGUCCUCUAGGAAUGUUCCCAUGUGUACCUGGUGUGCUUUCCGACACAUUUGCCUUGCACGUGAGGUCUCUGAAUGUGUGCCCUCUCCAUUGGUAUUGGGAUAACCUGUGUACCCCAUGUGUGAAUGGGGAAAUAUUGGCGGGGGUUAUUCAGUUUGACUUACUAAAUGUAAACGUUGUGCCGAGGCUUCAGAACUGUGGUUUUGAGUUGUUGAAUGCUGGUCAGGAAGGCCUGUGUGGGAAAUGAUAAGGAACCCUUGAAGGCUGCAUCCCGAUAGGAAUGUUUAAGGCCCAGAGAGGAAAGGACCUGUCCAAGGUCCUGCAGUGAAGUAGGGGAGGAGCCCAAGCUGAGCUCUGGUAAAGGGGAGAAUCAGCAUUUCCAUCACUUCCCUUAGGGUCCUGUUUUCCCAGUCUCAUUGGGGUUUUGCUUUUUGCUUUUCUUAACCUUGUGUGGAGUCCCAGCAGCAACUCGUAGGGCCCUUUACUGCAAAAUCACUUUCCUUUAGGGAUGAUUUACAUUUUCUUGCUUUUUUUAAAAAAUAAAUUUAUUUUUGACAAUCA
Phascolarctos cinereus (koala) is the source of this 3195-nucleotide messenger RNA. It is a transcript of the gene NOP53, whose product is annotated as NOP53 ribosome biogenesis factor. The record is from RefSeq and is a predicted model, not a curated record. Gene Ontology annotation, biological process: rRNA processing; ribosomal large subunit assembly. Gene Ontology annotation, cellular component: nucleolus. NCBI's taxonomy places the organism in Eukaryota, Metazoa, Chordata, Mammalia, Diprotodontia, Phascolarctidae. Gene Ontology annotation, molecular function: 5S rRNA binding.